AUGGUUCCAUCAUUCAUUGCCAAAAUCUCGGGUCUACUAAUGAUGAUGGUGGUGGCAGUUGCCACUGCUGGCUCAUCAUCACCAGCAACUAAUAUCUCCACAUCGAAAGAUACCGUCGCUAUUUACUGGGGGCAGAACUCCCUAGGGUACCUUUCCAACUUCAAGAAUAAUGAAAAAGAGCUCUGGUGGUAUUGUAAUUGGGACAGUGUCGAUAUCAUUAUGUUGGCAUUUAUGCAAGACUUCCCGGGGACUUACUCGUCGAAAUACGAGACAUAUAUUCCAACCUUAUCGUUCCCACAUCAUAAAGACUCGGAAUUCUCGGUGAACAAUACCGCAGUAAUGUCACGGAUCGCCAAAGACAUCAAGUACUGUCAGAAGCGUAACAAGAAGAUCUUGCUUUCUCUUGGAGGAGAAGCAGGGUCCUACGGAUUUGAUUCGACCGAACAAGCACAAGAGUUUGGUCAUACGCUAUGGCAAAUGUUUGGGGAAAAAAAUCAUACCAAAUCGAACAUCACCCUUCCAAGACCAUUCGGGGAUUCGGUGAUCGAUGGGUUUGAUUUCGACAUCGAGAAUGAUCAAACUGAAGGAUACGUUACUCUCAUUGAAACCUUACAAAACUACACCUCUAGUUCCACAAAGAAGAAGUACUAUUACAGUGCGGCACCACAAUGUCCAUAUCCUGAUCAGAACAUGAACACCAUCUUGGCUGGGAACUCCCUUGACAUGGUGUUUGUGCAAUUUUACAAUAACGAUUGUAAUGCCAACAGUAACAGCAGUUUCAACUGGGAUACUUGGGCUGAUUACGCGCAAAACACCUCGUUGAACUCCGACGUUCAAGUGUAUUUGGGACUUCCGGGAUCGGUGAACUCUUCAAGCACCGGUUAUAUCGAAACUUCGGCCGAGUUACAAACCCUCAUCAAGCUGGUGGAUAGUGAUUCGCAUUUUGGUGGGGUGAUGUUAUGGGAAGCCUCGAUGUCGUUCCAGAAUAAGCCUACUGAUUCGAAAAACUCUUAUCCUAUGACCAUUAAAAACAUCUUGAAAAGUCAGGUUGAUAAUCUGACUGUCAAAAUCAAUGGAGCCAUGGAUUCUAAAAAAAAUCAUAUGAAUCUUGCCCUUGCGAUUGUUGCCUUUGGGUGGAUCAUUCUUACAGUAUAA
This is a messenger RNA of Saccharomycopsis crataegensis, 1155 nucleotides long. RefSeq lists its product as uncharacterized. Bases 1 to 1155 code for a protein of 384 amino acids. NCBI's taxonomy places the organism in Eukaryota, Fungi, Ascomycota, Saccharomycetes, Ascoideales, Saccharomycopsidaceae. The record is from RefSeq and is a predicted model, not a curated record. Gene Ontology annotation, molecular function: chitinase activity. Gene Ontology annotation, cellular component: extracellular region. The transcript has a single exon. Gene Ontology annotation, biological process: carbohydrate metabolic process.